This is a messenger RNA of Mobula hypostoma (lesser devil ray), 1953 nucleotides long. RefSeq names its product FAM161 centrosomal protein A (gene fam161a). Lineage: Eukaryota; Metazoa; Chordata; Chondrichthyes; Myliobatiformes; Myliobatidae. Gene Ontology annotation, biological process: cilium organization. The record is from RefSeq and is a predicted model, not a curated record. The transcript is spliced from 6 exons. Gene Ontology annotation, cellular component: ciliary basal body; photoreceptor connecting cilium; cilium. The coding region runs from base 38 to 1930 and encodes 630 amino acids.
CGCGUAGCCGGUUGCCAAGCACCGGUCGGUGGCGGCGAUGAGCAGCUCCAGUCCCUAUCGAGUCCCGGCUCUCACCUCUCCCAUUGACCGGCAGAGCGGAGAAUUCACUGCCUUGUACGAGAGAGAGCAGGCCCUGGAUCCAGGAAUUACUUUGUGUCUGAAAUCCGCUAGUAAAGUAAAGAAUGAAAAUAAUUUUGAUCCAGAAGAGCAAGUAGACACUGAAGGUUCCUUAAACUCCAAUGAUUUGUAUGGCAAGUCCAAUGAAGACUACUAUAAGAAAAUAGAGAAACUAAAAAAUGCUUAUAUUCAUACUAUGGCAAAGCUAGAGAAAUUGUACAGGAAUAAACUUCAUGUCAGAAAUGAUAUCAUUGAUUCAGAGGAUCUCCGUGGAACCCCAUUGUGUUACAGUUCAACUUGCAAACUGACUACAGAUAAAAAAAAAGAUGCUCAUCUUUCUUAUUCAACCUUGGAGGUUGAGGUGAAGAGCACUGCAUCCUUAAGCCUAUCUGACUCAUCCACUGAUGAUCAGGAAGUAUGUGUGGAAAAUUUCACAUCCCAUGGAAGGAAUCAAAUUCAGAGAAUGUGGGAUGGAUUUUCUGUGGAGAUGUAUACCUUGUAUGAUAAACCCCAGAGGCUUGGAAGUUCAAAUUUGCAGAAAGCAAAAAUAAUUAAAAAGGAGAAAAAACACUGGUCCCCAAAGAUAACAAUACCAGAGCCCUUCCAAAUGACCAUCAGAGAAGUUGAAAAGAAGCAGCAAAAAAAUCGAUCAAGAUCUGAAAUUGAAGUAGAGAAUUAUAUGCUAAGCAAACAAUUAGAAGAAGAAGUAGAAUGCCAGAAAAUUUUUCAUGCAAAUCCUGUACCAGCCCACACCUAUAUCCCACUAAUGGAAGAAAUAAUGGAAAGGAAUGAGGACAGAAGGAAAUUUGUUAAGGCAAGGAGCAAAGAGAUUCUACUGGCAAUACAGAAACCAUUUGCUUUUAUUGAAAGGGAGGAAAAAAAGAAAGAAGUUAGAAAAAUGCAAAUAAAGGAUCUUGAUCUUUUAGUAAAGAAAAGAACAACAUUUAAAGCAAAACCUGUCCCCAAGUAUCUUCAUGAUCAGAAGGUCAUUGACAGGAUUAAAGAGGAGGAGCUCUACAGAGCAAUAAGGAUGAAGGUGAGAGCUCAAGAAUUGUUAAAUAGUGCAUCCCUUCCUAAGAGCAUGCUUAGUAAUGCCACCUGUAAAAGAAGAAAAAGGGUGUGUUGUGAGCCAGAUAAGGAACUGAAAUUCAAACCCAAGAUUAAUGCCAAAGUUCCGGAUUUUGAGAUGUUGCACAGAAAAGCUCAGAGACAGCUCAUGAAAAGCAAGAUGAAAUUGACAACUAUAUGUGAACCCUUACAAAUGCAUACUUUGCAUGUUUUUUCUAAUGGAAAGUUUACGGAUGAUACAAUAGAAGAUGAAACUGAGUUGAAAGAGGUGCACUGGCCUUUUAUGUCAAGCAGCAAGCAGUCAAGAUCACACAGCAGUGUAAAUUCAACUCCAUCAGGAUCUUUGGAUUUGGAAAUUAUAAGAAGCACGGAAGAAUCAAAGAAGAAAAAAGCUAUUGGAAAUCGUGAAAGAAAACAGACAAAAUGCUAUCUUUUAGAGUUUAAAGAGAUGAAGGAAAGAGAAAACACAAGGCCUUUGCUCCAAAAGGUGCUGACACAGAUAAAUGCUAGAAGAUCAGCAGAGAAAUAUACUGCAGCACAAAAAGAACGAGGAUUGAAGGAAGAUUUUGUUUUCCAGCGAGGUCAUUUAGCUUUGCAUUCAAAUAAUCGAGAGUCUGUGAAAAAUGAAGACAACAACUGUAUAAAAGAAGAAAGUUCUCAAGAGGAAGAUUAUGGACUUGACUUUGAAGAUAAUAAUGAAGAUGAGGAGUCAAGGGUUGCAGAAGAAAAUCAAGACAGAAUGUGAAGUUCAGUGACUGUAAAGUGGCA